AUGUCAGUCGCGUCAGGAGCAGCAGUUCAAACAGCGCCCAAGGUGCGAUCUUUGUACCGAAAGCUUCUACGUCAGGGCGAGCAGUUCGCAGCUUAUAAUUUCCGCGAAUACGCCAAACGGAGAACUCGAGAUUCAUUUAGAGAACACAGAAACAUACAGGAUGAAAACCAGAUCCAGGAAUUGCUGCAGAAAGGAGUCAAGGAGUUACAGUCAUUGAAGAGACAAACAGUUGUUAGCCAAUUCUUCCAGAUGGAUCGAUUGGUGGUGGAAGGUGGGAAGACAGGUAAACAGCGUGGAGACAGAAACGACAUAAUGAGACAGAAGGAUACCGGAUGGGUAAGUGACGCACAAGCGAUGAUCUGGUAG
Messenger RNA from Glarea lozoyensis ATCC 20868, 366 nucleotides. RefSeq lists its product as uncharacterized. The transcript has 4 exons. NCBI's taxonomy places the organism in Eukaryota, Fungi, Ascomycota, Leotiomycetes, Helotiales, Helotiaceae. Gene Ontology annotation, cellular component: L-cysteine desulfurase complex; mitochondrion. The record is from RefSeq and is a predicted model, not a curated record. Bases 1 to 366 code for a protein of 121 amino acids. Gene Ontology annotation, biological process: iron-sulfur cluster assembly.